Molecule: messenger RNA, 564 nt
Organism: Paramecium tetraurelia
Lineage: Eukaryota; Ciliophora; Oligohymenophorea; Peniculida; Parameciidae
Exons: 3
Cellular component (GO): cytosol; nascent polypeptide-associated complex
Source: RefSeq, a predicted model, not a curated record
AUGUCCAACAAUAAGGAAUAAAUCAAGGCAGAACUUGAAGAGAACAGAAAGAAAUUAGCUGAAAAAUUUGGACAAACAAAAAUGGGCAGCACUUUGGCCAGAAGAAAGCAUAAAAAUGUUCACUAAACUUAAAUAAAUGACGAUAAGAAGCUUAAAUAAGUUAUCAAGAAAUUUGGAGUACAACAAUUAGGGAAUAUUGAUGAAGUCAACUUUUUCAAAGAUGAUAAUACAAUUAUUCACUUUUCAAAACCAGAAGUCCAAGCAGCUAUUGGAAGCAAUACAUUUGCCAUUUUUGGAAAUCCAGAAACUAAAAAGUUUGCAGAGUUGAUGCCAGAGAUUUUGAAUCAUAUUGGUCCAAACUAAAUGGGUCUUCUUUAAGAAUUAAUGAAAGAAAAUUAGUCUAAGGAAAAAGUUGAAAAAAUUGCUGAGGCUGAUCAAAAAGAUGAAGAUGAUAUUCCUGUAUUAGUGUAAGGGUAAAACUUUGAAGAAGCAAGCAAGAAAGAAUGAGUUACAAUAUCAUAUAUUAUGUAUACCAUCCAAUAUAUUAUUAACCAAUUUAUAUUA